Penicillium alfredii is the source of this 663-nucleotide messenger RNA. RefSeq lists its product as uncharacterized. The transcript is spliced from 2 exons. The coding region runs from base 1 to 663 and encodes 220 amino acids. The record is from RefSeq and is a predicted model, not a curated record. Lineage: Eukaryota; Fungi; Ascomycota; Eurotiomycetes; Eurotiales; Aspergillaceae.
AUGCGGAUCCGCUAUCCUUUCGCCGGUGCUUUUCUCUUCCUACUCAUCUUAGCUGGCUACAUCGGCCUUCUCCCACACAGCACUGCUUCCACCAUUCCUACUCAGCUACAACCAAAUGACAAAUUCCUUCACCUAUUCGUCUUUUUCCUGCUCUCCCUUACCUUCUACUGGAUUGUGGACACUUCGCGCCGGCGCGCGCUACACUUGACUCUGCUGGUCUGCACGCUUGGGCUCGGCCUCGGCUCUGAAUUGCUACAGAGUUUCCUCCCCAAUGAUCGGCCCUUUGAUCCAUUUGACAUUGUUGCCAAUGGUGUCGGCAGCCUGGGUGCUAUUGGCAUCUGUGGCUGGUAUCAUCGCCGCAUGAUCGACCGGCGCCGGAAGAACCGCUUUGGAUUGAUGGAGGGAUCUCCCGAUGAUGUUGAGCUAGGAGUCGGAGUCGGGGGCGAUGAUUCCCGCGAGUCAGAAGGACUUGGUCCUCAGGAGUCUGGAGUGAUGACGCUGGAGCAGGAAGUGGAUAAUUGGGAUGAGAAUGCCGUUGACAACUGGGACACCGAGGAUGGUCCCGGACCUGAGUCUCAUUCGGCUCCUCCCGCCUACCAUGAGGGUCGCAAACCCAGUUCUAGCAGUGGGCAGGAGUCUGGGGAAGCAAAGCGGAGCGAUUAA